AUGUGGAUUCCACUUUGUCUCUUUGUUGUCAUGGCGCACGGGGUUUUGGGGGACGUGAGCUAUUCUAUUCCGGAGGAAUUGAAACGAGGCUCCGUGGUUGCCAAUGUAGCCAAGGAUCUUGGAUUGGAAUUGAAAAGAUUUUCCUCCCGUAAAGCUAGGAUUGAUACAGAAAAUAGUGCUACGCGAUAUUUUGAUGUUAACCUCAGGACUGGUGAAUUGAUCAUUGCUGAGCGGAUAGACCGCGAAGAGUUGUGCUCUCAAAAGCCUUCGUGUGCAAUGAAUGUCGAGCUGAUGUUGGAGAAUCCGCUAGAAUUGCAUCGCAUUGUGCUUAAUAUUCAAGAUGUUAAUGACAAUUCGCCUGUGUUUCCUCAGAAAACCAUCAAGCUAGAAAUAGGUGAGCAUGCAGAUAAAGGUGCGGUCUUUCGAGUAGACGAGGCUCACGAUGCUGAUAUAGGACAAAACUCGGUCCAGAGCUACAGUUUAGAAAGGAAUAGCCAUUUUGUAUUAGCUGUCAAGACGAAUAGCGAUGGAAUAAAGUAUGGUGAAUUGGUGUUAGAUAAAGAGCUAGACCGUGAGCAGGAGAGUGAGGUGACAUUAGUUCUCACUGCCACGGAUGGUGGAAAUCCUCCGAAGUCAGGUACCGUAACCAUACGCAUUAAUGUGCUCGAUUCUAAUGAUAACGCCCCAGUCUUUACGCAGGGGCUCUAUAAAGCCAGUUUACCCGAAAAUUCUCCUCUUGAUACUGUCGCGGUUACAGUGCAUGCCACUGAUGCAGAUGAGGGUCUGAAUGGAGAAAUAACUUAUGAGUUUGGCCCCAUAUCUGACAAAGCCAGAAAAACAUUCUCUUUGGAUUCAAAAUCUGGAGAAAUUAAGGUGAUAGGAACAAUAGACUAUGAAGAAGAGGCAACGUAUGAUAUGCGUGUAAAGGCAAAGGACGUGUUUGGAUUAACUUCAGACACAAAAGUUUUAAUUGAUAUAACUGACAUCAAUGACAAUGCCCCCAUCAUAUCACUGAAGUCGCUGAAUACUCCUGUCCCAGAGAAUGUAGCGCCCGGUACCGAAGUCGGCAUCAUAAAUGUCCAGGACAGAGACUCUGGUGGUAAUCGUCAAAUCCGAUGCUUUAUCCAGCAAAGCAUUCCUUUCAAACUAGUGCCAUCAAUUAAAAAUUACUUUUCUUUGGUGACUACCGCUGAGUUAGAUCGUGAAAGUGUAUCUGAUUAUAACAUUACUAUAACUGCUACUGAUGAAGGCUCUCCUCCCUUGUCCGCAUCCAAAACCCUGCGUAUAUCAGUAGCUGAUGUGAAUGAUAAUCCACCUGUUUUUGCGGAGCCAAUCUACAAAGCUCAUGUGAUUGAAAACAACAAGCAGGGCUCUUCUGUGUGUUCAGUAAUGGCAAAUGACCCAGACUGGAGACAAAACGGCACGGUGCUGUACUCACUCUUACCCGGGGACGUUAAUGGUCUCCCGGUGUCUUCUUUAUUAUCCAUUAACGGGGACACAGGAAUUAUUCACGCUGUCAGGUCUUUCGAUUAUGAGCAGGUCAAAAACUUCAAAGUGCACGUUCUAGCCCGAGAUAACGGAUCGCCUCCACUCACUAGCAAUGUAUCUGUAAGUGUCUCUAUAACAGACGUGAAUGACAACCCUCCGCAGAUAUUAUACCCAGCUCAGGAAGGGACCUCCUUCAUGACAGAGCUGCUUCCCCGAGGUGCUCACGCUGGAUCCCUGGUGUCCAAAGUUAUCGCAGUGGAUGCAGAUUCUGGACAGAAUGCGUGGCUGUCUUAUAGCAUCGUCAAAUCAACGGACCCAGGACUUUUCUCUAUCGGGGUCCACAGCGGAGAGAUUAAGACGCUGAGGGACAUUUCUGAUUCUGAUAGCCUAAAACACAAUCUGAUUGUGUCUGUAAAGGACAACGGACAGCCAUCACUGUCCGUCACCUGCAGUCUGAAUUUAUUUAUCUCAGACAAUCUGGCUGAAGUUCCAGAAUUGAAAGAUAUGUCUUUUGAUGAUGGUGUUUCCAAUUUAACCACAUAUCUGAUCAUUGCGCUUGUAUCCGUGUCCACCAUCUUCCUCACCUUCAUCAUUAUCACCUUUGCUGUGAAAAUGUGUCGUCGGAGAAAGCCCACACUGUUAUUUGACGGGGCCGUGGCUAUUCCAAGUGCGUAUCUCCCUCCAAAUUACGCAGAAGUGGACGGAAUGGGAACACUGCGUAGCGCGUAUAACUAUGACGCGUACCUCACCACGGGGUCUCGCACCAGUGACUUUAAGUUUGUCCGGUCCUACAAUGAGGGAACACUGCUGGCUGGCCAAACUCUGCCAAAAUCAGCCACGGCUGAUGAGCCGUUUGGACCUUUUGAUGAAAAUGAACACUCGCCUCAGGUAUUUGGGGUUUGA
Molecule: messenger RNA, 2391 nt
Organism: Sardina pilchardus (European sardine)
Lineage: Eukaryota; Metazoa; Chordata; Actinopteri; Clupeiformes; Clupeidae
Product: protocadherin beta-15-like
Exons: 2
Coding region: 1-2391 (796 amino acids)
Biological process (GO): homophilic cell-cell adhesion
Cellular component (GO): plasma membrane
Molecular function (GO): calcium ion binding
Source: RefSeq, a predicted model, not a curated record